Messenger RNA from Cetraspora pellucida, 3855 nucleotides. NCBI's taxonomy places the organism in Eukaryota, Fungi, Glomeromycota, Glomeromycetes, Diversisporales, Gigasporaceae. The record is from the annotation of a GenBank genome assembly.
AUGUUGUCAAGUUCUAGUAAAACCUUAAAAAAAGGGAAUCUUUCUGACAUUUCUGAUAGACAUUCUUCUUCUACCGUAACAAGAAAAUCGUCGAAAAACUCGACGUCAACCAAUGAUACAGCAACAAAUGAAUCUUAUUCGAGUUUAUCACCUGAAACUCAAAACAUUAUAAACUCAAUAAAAUCAACUGAGAAAAAAAAAACAAAUGUCUCACGCGCUAUGGUAGAGGAAAUUUUGAGAGAUGCCAAACUAAAGGCUGCAACUCGAGCUAUUGAAAAUAACCCUUCAUCAGCUUCAACGAAGAAGUUAGAUACUUCUCGUUUGGUUGGCACUAAAUCGAUGUCCUCUGUUGGAAAUUCAUUAGAAAAUAAAUAUGGUUUUAAUACAUUAUCCACAUCAGAUCAAGUUGAAAAAAAAUCGCAACUCGAACAAAAUCAAGAUUCUUUCUCUAAAGAUGAAGUAGCUGAAAAUUCUAAAGCGCAGUCAACAAACCGAACUUAUUCACGUUUAUUCCCAACUCGUUUGGCAAGCUUAAUAGGAAUUAAUACCGGAAUAGAUUCAUCAAAAACUGAAUCAAAACUUGAAUCUACUGCCACAACAGAUGAUGUUACUAUACAAACAGGAAAUAGUGCUAAUCAUGUGACUGGUAUAGAUACUUCUCGAAAUAUUAGUCAAGUCAAUGAUGAUAAUAAAUUUUCUCAUAUUAUUGACGAAACCAAUGUAUCAAAAUCUGCAUCGUCUAAAGAGCCUGAACGUUCAAAACAGGGAUCUAACAUAAGUGUUGAUACAAAUUUAGCUAGAGUUCCUCGAAAGGAACAGAAAUAUGUAGUAAGAUCCACUUCCUCACCUCGUUUUACAAAAAAACGUGGUAAAGUUAUUCGUCGCUCAAGCGCCAAAAUCGUACCAAAACAUGGAUCAGAGACAUCGGAGGAUUAUCAACGUGUAUCAAAAUCACCCGUCAAAACAGUUGAGAUAUCUAGCGAACUGGACGAAAUAAAUGCCCAAUUUCAAGAAACUCUUACUGAAUUUUCAAAAAGAUAUCAAGAUUCAACUGUCGCACUCGCAGAAAAGUCUUAUCUUUUGAAGAGAAAUCAGGAAUUAUGGCAUACUGUAGCAGCCAAAGAGGAGGAAAUAGAAUAUCUUAAAAAUGAAUUAUGGCAAGCUGGAAUCAAAAUUCAAGAUUAUGAAUCUGAUCUUAAAGAUAUUAUCGAACAACAACAAGAACCUCUUACACUCACUCAAGAAGACUUAAUACGUAUCGAAAGGGAAAUAGAUGAUCAAGAAGUUUUAAUCAAUGGAUACCAAGGAGAAAACGACAAAUUGGUUGGUGAGAUAAAGAAUUUAAAUGAAAGAUUACGAGUCACUGAAGAUGAACGAGACAAUCACUAUAAUAAAAUUAACGAAUUAUAUAAAGAAAUUGAACAAUUGAAGGAAUCUUUACAUGAACAGGAGACUAAAGAAUUAGUUCCAGACGGUACUAUGCGACAAAUCGAAGAUAUGAAAAAAGAAAUUGAACGUUUAAAAGAAAAGGAAUUAUCCUAUGAGUAUAAAGAACUUGCUCUGAAGGAAAUGGAUGGAUUAAAAAAAGAAUUGAGCGCACUCAGAGACAUAGAGAGUGAAUAUAUGAUUAAAGUUGACGAUUUGGAGCAUCAAUUGGCUGAAGCCAAUGAAGAAAUCGAAAAUGUUACACGAUCUAAAACAGAAUCAUUGGAAAAAUUGACUGAAGAGAUGAAUAUAAUGAAAUAUAAGUAUGAAUCACAAAUUGAGAGUGUGAAAAAAGAAUCGAUUUCAAAAGAAGGGAGAGAAACUCGCUUUCGUAAACUACAAAAUGCUCUCGAGAAAAUAGAAAUAAUAGCGGGCUCAAAUCCAGAGGUGACUCAGGCAUGUACUGAAUUGCGAAGAAUCAAUCUCCUUCCACCUAAAAAGAGGCGUAAGUCAGCAGCAGAUGUAUCUAAAGACAUAUAUGGAUACAAUACUAAAGAAGCACGAUCAACCCGUUCACCCACAACCAAAAAUCUUAAAAGAAGCCCAUCUCAAUCAUCAUUGGGCCGAAAGUCGCGAGCAAGCUCUGUUAGCCGUACCGUGAGUCCUACGCCAUCUGUAUUAUCAAGCGUGAGCGCUUUUAGUAGCAAAGACCUUCAGGAUGAAGAAACUUUAUAUAGCAGCGAAGAGAUAAUUGAAUUAAAAGAAAAGGUCACAAGACUUGAGGAAGAAAACAAAGUCUCCAAUGAGUCAAUAGAAAAAUUAGAAGAAGAAUUGAAGCUACUCAAUGAAACAAAAUCUAAAUUUGAAGAAGAAGUAAAUAGUCUAAAACAAGAAAAGGAGAAGUGCGAUCGUAAAAUGAAAGAGAUGGAGGAAUUGUUGUUAGAACUUCCUCCGGGUGAACCAGAAGAUAGCGAUGAAAGUGCUAGUAAACAGAUGUUAUUACCUAAUCCUCAACCAGUAAUUCCUCCACAAAACUUAAUUCAAGAAUUAGAUAACAAACAAAACAUCAUUGAAGAAUUAGUAGGAAAAUUGAAAAGAAAAGAAGAACAAUUAGAAUAUUAUCAAAAUGCUUAUCUUGAAAAAGCUGAGGAAUAUGAGCAAUUAGUUGAGAGAACACAAGCCGCCGCAACAACUCAAAUAGUACCUAAUAAUACUACUUCAGAAGGAGGAGAAUCUAAUAAUGUUGAUGGCAUUAGUGAUCCAUUAAAGGUUAUUACUGAUGUAUCGUCUACUAAUGAAAUCAAAGACAUUUCCCUUGCAAGUGAUCUUAUGGAUUUCUUUGGUCUUGGAGAUAAUCAGGAAAUUUCUGCAAUUGAAAAGCUCAUUGCACAAUUGGAAAGAACCAUUGUCGAAAGAACAAUGCAGAGAGACGCAGCUCAUCAACGAGCAACUGAUGCUGAGACAAAACUUUUGGCACUAUCAAGAGAAAAAAUGACAUGGGGAAGUGGAUACGAUACAACAGUCAAGAAGCUUAAAACACAGGUUCAACAUCUGCAGGAGUUAUUGCAGAUGGAAAAGAAAACGGCAAGAAAAUCAUUAUCGAACGGUUCUACACAGGAUAAAAAUGAUAAUUCACAUGAACAACCGUUACAAACGGAACAUAAUUCAACGAGUGAUCAACCUCAAUCCACAAAUGAUUCGACAUGUGACUUGAAAGAUCUUCGCAAUCAAAUCGAGUUGUUGACCGCUGAAAAUAAGAGCUUAAAGGCCCAAUUGACUACUUCAGAAGCCAUAAGACAGGCAGUUCACGAGAAUACUCUAACUAUAUUGCAACAGGCCAACAAGUCUUCUCAUACUACCGGUGAAAAUGCGAGUGGAAUAAGAAAAUUAGCACUUGAAAAAGAGGCGGAAGUCAGUGUUUGGAAAGGUCGAUGUGCUGGGCUGGAGAAUGUAAUUGAAAGGCAGCGUGAACUUCUUUCAAUUAUUGCUCCUAUAUCCGGCAAUGCUAUUACAAUCGGAACUAAAAAUUUGACAGAUGGUAAUGGAGAAAUAAAAAAACUUUUCGAGAACGAUGGUGUUGAUGAAAACACACUCACAGAUCUUUCAGAGUCCGCAAAGAAACUGGUUCAACAACUUCGAGAAGAAAACGCGUUAUUACGCAAAGCACUCCCAAUAUGUCAACAACAAAUAAGUAAAAACGAAGAUGACCCACCAAAAUAUACGCCACCAUUGAUGCCCUUUUCAUCAUCUACACCUACAUCAAUCCAGCUUGAUGCACUUGCAUCACAGAUCUCUGAAAUGGAGGCUCGUUUCUUAAAACGCGAAAAGGAAUUGCAGGAUGUCAUUGCUGAAACCAAACGGCAAGGGGAAUUACAACUAGAACGAUGGAGUACUGAGUGGACCCGGAUAUCUAACAAGAUAUCCGGAUAG